GGUCACCCAAUUCUCUGUUAUAGAGUUUCCCAUCACCUUCUCAAAUCGGUGUUGUUAUGGCACCUAACCGUAUCUAGACAAUGUUAUCAGAACUCGCAUCGUUUCUCUUUACAAUUAAGGUUUUGGAUGUGAUUUCAGGGUUACAAAUGCAUCGCUUCUUCUAAUUUGAGUACUUGUAGUAGCUUUUAGUUGCCAAUUUGAUUAUCAAGGGUGGUGUUGCUACUUAUAAUUUGAAGAGUGAAAAACUCCCUACACCAGCAGAGAUGAUUCAACCUCGUUACGACCCAGAGCAAAUCACGCAGCAGCAGCAGCGGCAGCCAAUGUAUGAAAUACGGCUAAGGCUGGCUAAGGCUAAGCAAGCCUCUUGGUGGACAAUCUUGGUGCAGCCGAGGUACAAAUGGCGCUUCUUCAGGAAUCAUCAUAAGAAGUUGAAGAAAUCAACAACAUGUCUACAUCAAAACAAGUUGAAGAAUCAUCAAAAGAAGUUGAAGAAUCAUCAGAAUCUAAGAUUAGUAUUUCAGAACUAUUAUGGACAGACUGUACUAGUGAAGUACUGUACUUCUUAUAUUCACCUUUGUUUGUUCACAUUGCUUCUGGAAGUUUAGAUUUUAAAGAAUUUAAUCAAUACGUUGCUAAUUAUGCACACUUGCUGAACACUUUUCUGGAAGUGUACAAGUUAGCAGCAGAUAAAUGUGUUGAUGAUUCUGAUAAGGCUGCAUUCUUAGGGUGGAGUAAUAAUGUGAAGCAAGAAUUGGAAAGGCACAAUUCUUUUUUUCAACAAAAACUGGGUUAAACCCUACAAAAGAGACUGCUCUUCACCCUGCAACAGUGAAAUAUAAAGAGUUCUUGUUAGCAACUGCUUCCGGUAAAGUACAAGUUAGUGAUAUUCCAAUACAGCAGUCAAAAAUUCCUGCUUAUACUCUUGGUGCUAUGACGCCAAGCCUGAGAACCAAUGCUCUUAUUAGUAAGGCGGUGCGGGAACUUGUCAGUCCUUGUGGUAGUCCUUGGAUCAAAGAAAGUUUCGAGGCAUCAUAUCUGCAUGCUGAGGUAGUGCUUGAUAAGCUGUGCAACUCUUUGGCCCAGAAAGAGAUUGAAGUCGUAGAAAGGCUUUAUCGUCAUGCUCUGACACUUGAAAUGGACUUCUUUUUUUCUCGACAGUCUGAGCAAACCCUGAUCAUCCCAAUACAUACAAAGCUUGAUCCUAAGGAGGAACGUCUGAUGCUAUUUGUGGAUUUUGAUUUUACAUGUACCAGUGUGGCUUCUCUGAAAGUAUUAGCAAACAUUGAAAAAUUUGCUCAAAAACCUGAUCAGCAACUGCAGGGUGUGGAUAGAGACACACUUCCUCAGAUUACAUCACUAGAUUUGAGGAAGACUUGGGAGCUUAUUUCCGAGCAGUAUUCUUCGGAGAAUCGUGAGUUCAUAAAAAAAAUCAUGCACGGUAAAAAAGCUGUUAGUUUUGAUUAUAAAGGACUCUACAGUGCGUUUGUGAAGCUCUCAUCUCCUGAGGAGCAAGCAUUUUCAAGAAUAUUUGGUUCUGGUGUACUGAAUGGCAUAAGCCUGGAGGACAUAAAGCAAGCUGGUAAAUGUAUGAUAUGUCAUAAUGGUUGCAUGGACUUUUUUGAGAAGGUGAACAACCUGGAUGUAUCUGUCAAUGUAAUGUCAUGUUGGAGUGGGGAUCUAACUAGGUCAGCUCUUUCAGGUGGUUUAGACAUGUUGAGAGUAGACGGGAAUGAGUUCAGUUAUGAAGAUGGAAUAUUUACGGGUGAAGUAACUCGUCAGGCACAUCAGUCUGUUACAGCUAAACUUAAAUAUUUUAAGGACAUGGUGCAGGAGUAUGCAAGUAAACAUGGCGUCGGUGCCCGUACUGUUUAGAUUGGUGACUCAGUUAGUGACUUGCUAUGCCUGCUUACAGCUGAUAUCGGCAUUGUGAUUGGAUCAAACAAAAGGUUAAUUAAGGUGGGAAAUCACUUUGGUAUUACAUUUGUACCUCUGUAUGCUGGUGUGGUCAAGGAACAGAAAAAACUCUUCGAAACUGGCAACCCUAUUAAUGUCUGGAGAGGUGGUCUAUCUGGUACUCUUUACACAGUUGCAAGUUGGACUGAAAUACAUGCAUUCAUUCUUGGUCGUGAUUUAGCAAACUGUCCGAAUGACGAUGCAGAUUCUUCCAAAUGGUUUCGUGUUUUUGGUUUUUGCAUCUGUUGUAGAUAGAUUUUGGUAUCUGUUCUACUUUCUUCUUUGAAAUGGUAACACUGCAGUAAUACCCUACAGGAGCAAGAUUUAAUGCAGAUUUUUGUUUUUGACUUUGA
Molecule: messenger RNA, 2306 nt
Organism: Papaver somniferum (opium poppy)
Lineage: Eukaryota; Viridiplantae; Streptophyta; Magnoliopsida; Ranunculales; Papaveraceae
Product: bifunctional TH2 protein, mitochondrial-like
Exons: 7
Coding region: 931-1872 (313 amino acids)
Cellular component (GO): cytosol
Source: RefSeq, a predicted model, not a curated record